This is a messenger RNA of Bemisia tabaci, 1235 nucleotides long. RefSeq names its product eukaryotic translation initiation factor 2 subunit alpha (gene eIF2alpha). The record is from RefSeq and is a predicted model, not a curated record. Gene Ontology annotation, molecular function: RNA binding; translation initiation factor activity; ribosome binding. Gene Ontology annotation, cellular component: eukaryotic 48S preinitiation complex; eukaryotic translation initiation factor 2 complex. Gene Ontology annotation, biological process: translational initiation. NCBI's taxonomy places the organism in Eukaryota, Metazoa, Arthropoda, Insecta, Hemiptera, Aleyrodidae.
AUACUAACCUCACUUUUCCCCAAUUCCGCUCUCGUUGACAAUUUUUUAAUAGUUAGUCAAUUUCUCCUGAUACUUCAGUGCCGUAAAUGGAUCUAAAGUGUUAAAACAUUACAUCAGGUUCUUUUAACCAGGGUAGCUCUCUCAGUUUGUCUUUAAAGUUACAUACACUCAGUGAAAAUGCCGUUGUCGUGUCGGUUUUAUGCCGAGAGGUAUCCAGAAGUGGAAGAUGUGGUCAUGGUAAAUGUCCGAAGUAUAGCAGAAAUGGGUGCAUACGUGCAUCUGCUAGAAUAUAAUAACAUAGAGGGUAUGAUCCUGUUAUCUGAGUUGUCGAGAAGACGUAUCCGAUCAAUAAACAAGCUCAUCCGAGUCGGCAAAACAGAGCCAGUUGUAGUCAUCAGAGUGGACAAAGAAAAAGGUUAUAUAGAUUUGUCAAAACGUCGAGUUUCUCCUGAAGAUAUUGAAAAAUGUACAGAAAGGUUUUCAAAAGCAAAGGCUGUCAACUCAAUACUGCGGCAUGUCGCUGAGUUGCUUGGAUAUGAAAAUGAUCAGCAACUGGAAGAAUUGUACCAGCGAACGGCAUGGUAUUUUGAGGAAAAAACCAAAAAGAAAGCAUCUGCUUUUGACUUUUUCAAACAAGCAGUAGUUGACAAGAGUGUCCUGAAUGAAUGUGGGUUGGAUGAGAAAACAUUAGAUGUGCUGUACAACAACAUCCAAAAUAAACUGACGUCGCAAGCUGUUAAAAUUCGAGCUGAUAUUGAGGUUGCUUGCUAUGGUUAUGAAGGCAUUGAUGCUGUGAAAGCUGCGUUAAGGGCUGGUCUUGCAUGCUCCACACCUUCUUUACCAAUUAAAAUCAAUCUUAUAGCGCCUCCCUUGUAUGUCAUGACAACAGCAACACCAGAAAAAGCGGAUGGCUUAAAAGCUCUACAAGAUGCCAUCGAACAAGUAGACAAGAAGAUCAACGAACUAGGAGGUGUUUUCCAAAUCCAGAUGGCUCCGAAGGUUGUGACAGCCAGCGAUGAAGCAGAGCUGGCACGGCAGAUGGAACGUGCCGAGGCUGAGAACGCUGAAGUGGCGGGAGAUGAUGAUGAGGAGGAUGAAGAGAGAGGAGGCUCUGAGAACGGUGAUCAAGACGACGAGGAGGACCAAGACUCAUCCUAAAGUUUGCUACCAAUUGAAAAAUGUUUAACAUGUAUUAUUUCCACUUAGGCAAUAAAGAAUUAAAAUUUUUCUUAAAA